This is a messenger RNA of Suillus plorans, 960 nucleotides long. RefSeq lists its product as uncharacterized. The record is from RefSeq and is a predicted model, not a curated record. Bases 1 to 960 code for a protein of 319 amino acids. The transcript has 13 exons. NCBI's taxonomy places the organism in Eukaryota, Fungi, Basidiomycota, Agaricomycetes, Boletales, Suillaceae.
AUGACUAAAAUCUCAGAUGAUCCCAGUUGGUGGUCGUUUAUCGAUGACCAUGAUUUUUACAGCUAUUGGAGGGUUGCUGCAGGCUUCGUGGUGGUAUACGAUUGGGCCCUAACCCUCGGACAAGAGAUUGAAUUGAUUUGGGGACAACGUUGGUCUCUCAUCACUGUGCUGUUCCUGGUUGUUCAUACGCUAUAUUGGAAUGCCAUAUUUUGUUAUCGACGCUCUGGCAUAUAUCCCAAUAUUCUCGCUGACAGACGAAGUCUUUCAGGCUAUCUUAUGACCUACGCAAAGAAUGGGCAAGAUGUGAUCGUGUUUGUUAUGUUGGGCAUCAUCAUGAUUGCUCGGUUACAUGCCAUGUAUCAGGGAUCUAGAAUGAUGCUUAUCUUCCUUGUCAUUAUCUUCCUGGCUAUAAAUAUCGCCUGCGCAGUAAUAAUCAACAUAGUAGAAAUCAAGGAUACCACAGCGGAGGAGCUUAUACUCUCUGGAAGACAUAUGUGCCGUUAUGAAUAUAAGGGGGACUACCAGUUCCUGUUUCAAAUGAAUUGGAUACUCAUCACUAUUUGGGAGAUCCUCGCAUUGUGUCUUUCAGCCUGGAUUGCUGUAAAACACUUCCGUGACCUGCAACGAUUCGGCCCAUCAACAGGAUCGAUCAUCGGGGACUGUUUCAGAGUACUGAUAGAAUCUCAUGUGCUUUAUUUUGCGAGUUUUGUUGGUGUCCCUAUCAUCGAGUUUAUCCUUGAGUCUUCGGAGGUCGAGCAUUCAAAUUCUAUGGCAUCUUCCAUACUCCAUGGCGCUUAUCAGAUUUUAUCUGGCGUGCAGUGGUUUGUGCUGGGACCACGCCUCGUCCUUGGUGUUCGAGAAUAUCACGCCAAACUCGUGGCCGAAUCCGACGCAGAAACUAGCAUGAAUUCGAUUGUCUUCCAGGAGCAUGUAUAUGUACCAACUAGCAGUUCCGUAUAG